AAGUCCUGUGAUUUUUGAGCACAGGACAGCGGAGAGUGUAGUUUGACAAGAAAAAGGCCAAAAAGGCAGAAAUAAACGAAAUUUAUAAAGAAGAAAAAAAUUAAUACUUAUACAUACAUAAAUUUUAAACAAAACUUUCGUUUCACUUGUUUCUGUUUAUUUUCUCUACAUUAAGUUUUAAAAUUAUUUUUAAAAUAAUAAAGUGUUACAGUAGUGAAUUAAUUUAUAAGAUAUCGUAAUAAAAAUCUGAAAUUUUAAAACCUUUUUUACCCUUAAAUUUUUAAAAACAAAUUGAAGGUUUGGCAAAUGUCAAAAUUUUAUUUGACAACUAAAACAUUUGACAUUUUGAAAAGUGGAGACUUUCUAGCAAAGCAUAUAUUUUAGUACUUGAAGAUGUCCAAUUGUGCAACACACACCAACAAUAAAAGAAACGUGAAAAACAAACAAUAAAUAAAAUCGAAUGAGAAAAAGUGUGUAAAUACAUGUAUGUACGUGCAUAUGUGAUUAAUUUAUCCAAAUGUCCGCCUUACACUACAAGUCGACACUUUGGUGUCAUCUAAAAUGGCUGUGUCUUCUGGUCGUGUUCAUACUACUAUGCGAAAGUGUCCAGGCAAAUCCCGACGCAAAACGAUUGUACGAUGACUUACUCAGCAACUAUAAUCGGUUAAUACGACCUGUUAGCAAUAAUACCGACACAGUUUUGGUAAAACUAGGUUUAAGAUUAUCACAACUUAUUGAUCUGAACUUAAAAGAUCAAAUUCUAACGACGAAUGUGUGGUUAGAACACGAGUGGCAGGAUCACAAAUUCAAAUGGGAUCCUUCUGAAUAUGGUGGCGUAACAGAAUUGUAUGUACCAUCAGAACACAUUUGGCUGCCAGAUAUUGUAUUAUACAAUAAUGCUGACGGUGAAUAUGUAGUGACAACAAUGACAAAGGCUAUUUUACACUACACUGGCAAAGUAGUGUGGACACCACCUGCCAUCUUUAAGUCAUCCUGUGAAAUCGAUGUGCGUUAUUUUCCCUUUGAUCAGCAAACAUGUUUUAUGAAAUUUGGUUCAUGGACCUAUGAUGGCGAUCAAAUUGAUUUAAAACAUAUUAAUCAGAAAAAUGACAAGGAUAAUAAAGUGGAAAUUGGUAUUGAUUUACGUGAAUAUUAUCCAAGUGUGGAAUGGGAUAUCUUAGGUGUUCCAGCUGAGCGUCAUGAAAAAUAUUAUCCCUGUUGUGCUGAACCAUAUCCUGAUAUUUUCUUUAACAUUACGUUACGCCGUAAAACACUAUUUUAUACCGUCAACUUGAUCAUACCUACUGUUGGCAUUUCAUAUCUAUCGGUUUUGGUUUUCUAUUUACCAGCCGACUCGGGUGAAAAGAUUGCUUUGUGUAUCAGUAUUCUGCUCUCGCAGACCAUGUUCUUUUUACUUAUAUCCGAAAUUAUACCCUCCACAUCGUUAGCUCUUCCACUGCUGGGUAAAUAUUUACUAUUCACCAUGUUGCUAGUAGGCUUGAGUGUUGUCAUUACAAUCAUUAUACUCAAUAUACAUUAUCGUAAGCCCAGCACGCACAGAAUGGCUCCCUGGGUGAGAUCGUUCUUUAUAAAGCGACUGCCGAAACUGCUCUUAAUGAGAGUGCCAAAUGAUCUGCUGAGGGAUUUGGCAGCCAGUAAGGUUAAUUAUGGCAUGAACUUUAAUAAGACCAAAUUUGGCAAAGCCUUAAUGGAUGAAAUGAACAUUAAUUCGGGCAAUUCAAGUCCAGAUUCCAUACGACGCAUGCAGGGUCGUGUAGGCAAUGGUCUAAGCAGCGCCUCGGCUACAAAUCGAUUCAGUGGCAUGAUGGGUGUAUUAGGUGGAGGCCUUAGUACUCUAAGUGGCUACAAUGGGUUACCUUCGGUGCUGUCUGGUCUGGAUGAUUCAUUGAGCGAUGUGGCUCCACGCAAAAAAUAUCCAUUCGAGUUGGAAAAAGCCAUACACAACGUCAUGUUCAUACAAAAUCACAUGCAACGCCAGGACGAAUUUAAUGCAGAAGACCAAGAUUGGGGCUUUGUGGCCAUGGUUUUAGAUCGUUUAUUUUUAUGGAUUUUUGCCAUCGCUUCGUUAGUGGGCACUUUCAUGAUUCUGGGUGAAGCACCUUCCCUUUAUGAUGAUACCAAACCCAUUGAUGUGGAACUAUCUGUAAUUGCUCAGCAAAUUUACAAUCUAACUGAAAAGAAAUCCUAAAUAUGUUAAAUUUGAGGAAACAACAAAACGUAAAAUAAGAUGAAAUUAUAUGAAUUAUUAAAGCAACUACAACAACAAAUGGCAACCAAAUGUUAACAACAAAAUAUUUAUAAUAUUAAGUAAACCUAUACAAAAACACACUGACACUCCAACACCACAACACAAUUUAGACACACUUCUUAAAACAACUUAAAUAUUAACU
This is a messenger RNA of Lucilia cuprina (Australian sheep blowfly), 2411 nucleotides long. It is a transcript of the gene nAChRalpha2, whose product is annotated as acetylcholine receptor subunit alpha-like 2. NCBI's taxonomy places the organism in Eukaryota, Metazoa, Arthropoda, Insecta, Diptera, Calliphoridae. The record is from RefSeq and is a predicted model, not a curated record. The transcript has 8 exons. The coding region runs from base 518 to 2209 and encodes 563 amino acids. Gene Ontology annotation, cellular component: synapse; postsynaptic membrane; neuron projection. Gene Ontology annotation, molecular function: transmembrane signaling receptor activity; acetylcholine-gated monoatomic cation-selective channel activity. Gene Ontology annotation, biological process: regulation of membrane potential; monoatomic ion transmembrane transport; nervous system process.